UAGGAAUUUCAUAUUAAGGAUAAUGACAGUUGAAAAGAAUUAAAAAAAAAUUAAAUGAUUCCACCAACUGUUUUAAUGAUCAGGUAUCCCUUUUUUGGCCUAGUGAAUGCUCAGUUUUAAAAUCCUGAGAAAGAGAUGCUAUGAUGGUUACUUUUAUGUGUCAGUAUGACUGAGCUAAGGGAUACCCAGAUAGCUGGUAAAACAUUAUUCUGGGUGUAUCUGUGAGCGUGUUUCUGGAACAGAUUAGCAUCUGAAUCAGUAGGCUGAGUAAAGAUGGCCCUUGCCAAAGUACGUGGGCAUCAUUCAAUUGGUUGAGAGUCCAAAUAGAACAAAAUGGCAGAGGAAGGGCAAAUUUGCUCUCUCCUUGAGCUGGAAUGUCCAUCUUCUCCUGCCUGCAGACACUGGAGCUCCAGGUUCUCGGGCCUUCAGACUCUGGGACUUACACCAGUGUCCUCCCAGUUCUCAGGUCUUCAGACUGCGAGUUACACCAUCAUCUUCCCUUAUUUUCAGGCCUUCGUACUCGCACUGUAUUAUACCACCAGCUUUCAUGGUUCUCCAGUUUGCAGAUGGCAGAUCCUGGGACUUCUCAGCCUCUAUAACCAUGUAACGGAGGAAGCAGCAAUGUUUCACUUCUUCAGAAAGCCUCCGGAAUCUAAAAAGCCCUUGGUACCAGAGAGAGAAGCAGAUGGAUUUGUCCUUUUAGGAGAUACACCUCAUGAGCAAAGAGUGGCAGCAAGAGGCAAAACUUCAGACAUCGAAGGCAAUGAGACUUUGGAGAUUGGCAAAGAAAACUCAUCCAGUGUGACUGUAGCAGGCCCCGAGAUGGAAAAUAAGGCAGGCCAGACUCUGGAAAACAGCUCAUUAAUGGCCGAGCUUCUGAGCGACGUACCCUUCACCUUGGCCCCGCAUGUGCUGGCCGUGCAGGGCACCAUCAGUGACCUUCCCGACCACUUACUCUCCUAUGAUGUCAGCGAAAACUUAUCAAGGUUUUGGUAUGAUUUCACUCUUGAAAACUCAGUGCUCUAUGGUUCGUAAUCUUUAUGUCUGUUUGCACCUUAACAGCUUUAAGACAAAAGUUUGCCUGUUUUAUUUAACCUGUGUGAUGUUUUUUGACAUUUCCCUGUUUAAAGGCCCUUAAAGGCCCUCAGAAAAGCAAGGAUCGUAAAGCAAAUAAUAUUACAUUCAUUGCUCUAUUUUUUUAGAAUAAAGCAUAUUUGUAUAAAAAGUAAACUUAAGAUCUACUACUUCCUUUUCCCCUAAUAAUAAAUACAAAUAUUAAUUUAUCAAGGUUUUAUGAAAGGAGUAGAUUCCGUCAACCGGUCUCUCAAAAUACAACACCUCAUAUUUAUCUUAGAAAAACUGUGAAAAAGAACUGAGGCAUUUCUCUUAGUUACCACAAGAAACUGGUCUCCACUUAGAGGGAGUGUGAUUUCUCUUCUCUGGUUUGGAAGAAACUUACUUAAUGUUAUCCCCUUUCUCCUUCCACUGUGUUUAUUAAUGAAUCCAGAAAAAAAGAAAAAAAGUUGGUAGUUAGCUUAAUUUCUUCAGUCUCGAUUUAGACAUUGAUGUGGACAUUUACAACUUUUCCUAGAAAGCAAUGGUAGUUUGCUGAUGUAAGAAUGCUGUAAGAAGAAUGCUCUGGAUACUGUUUCUUUUGAAUGACAGAUUUUGGUUUCCUUAAUCCCGUGGCAGUCUGUUCCACCUUGAUGGAGUCCUGAGUUCCUGCCUUUGGUUUUUGCUACUUCACGGUUUGCUCUCUCCCCAGCUUUCCAAAGAACGUUCCCUGCUUCUGCCUCAGUUGGCAUUUGUUCUCCUUACCACCUCUGUUCCUGGUUUAUGAAGAGAUCCAUAUUUCCUUUCAACCUCUCUGCCUCCCAGAGAAAAGCAUCUCAUAAUGAUAUGUAUUAUUGCUGAUAAAGCCCUUAUUUAGAAAUUCGUUGGCCAAAAUACAGAUGGAAAUGUUUUACUGCUACAAAAACUGCAACUGACUCAUUUCCAGUUAGAGUGUAGGCAAAACACCUAAACAGGACUUUUAGUUCGUGAAUAUCUGUUACUUAUUCCAAAAAACUGCCAUUGGUCCAUAAACUGUAAAGGGAAGAGGUAAAUUGUGAUAGAGCAUUUUCUAUGCCAUGGAAAAUUUAAAUCACAUUUGUUCUGAUUAGUGGCAAUACAGUUUAUUGAUUCUGUGCCAAAUCUUAACUAUAUGUUUCACAAAGGUAGAGUGCCAUAGCAAAACUAAGUACUGUGCAUAAAGGUACGUGAAUUAUUCAAGUUUUAAUGUAUCAUGCAUGUUGGUUUAAUAUACGUGGCAUGGUCUUGAUAAAAUGUUAUAUUAUUUAUAAUGUAAAUGUACAUUUCUAUUGCCAGAAAUAUGCUUCACUUACAAAUAAUGCUACCAUAUGAGGUGAAUGAUUAAAUUAGAGCUUCACGUAGUUUUCAUAAAACAUCAGUCUAAGAAAUCUAACUUAUUACUAAGACAAAUGUGACCAUUUUAUAGCAGUUUUUGUGAAAACAUAUCUUUUUUUCAAUAUCCGUGUUAAUGUACAGCCAAUGUUAAAGCCAAAUGUAAGCAUGUUAUCAAUUUGUCUAUGUGUUAAAUUUUGUCUACUUAUACAUUUCAUUUAUAUGUAUGUCUACCAUGUUAUAAAUAUGCUUAUAAGUAUUUUCAUUUGUCUAUAA
Lagenorhynchus albirostris (white-beaked dolphin) is the source of this 2679-nucleotide messenger RNA. RefSeq names its product UBAP1-MVB12-associated (UMA) domain containing 1 (gene UMAD1). The transcript has 4 exons. Bases 334 to 1035 code for a protein of 233 amino acids. Lineage: Eukaryota; Metazoa; Chordata; Mammalia; Artiodactyla; Delphinidae. The record is from RefSeq and is a predicted model, not a curated record.